AUGGCGGAUUUGGUAGCUGAGCAACGGCGGGUUAAAACCUCCAAGGCCCACCUUCUCGGACAAGUACAGCAGUCGACAAUAGCUCCAAGCUACUAUUAUCUUUGUCCAGGUGCUUUCAACGUCGUCGGCUUCGCGUACGGAAAGGCCGAGAGCACAGCCCCUCGAGAAGGCAAAGUAAAAGUGAAACGUUUCCGUAGUGGACGCUGGGUGGAUGAGAAGGAACAAGUGGUCGAGCUGCAUCAGGACGAGCCCACUGUGCGAAUCGUGUCUGCGGAGGAAGCGCUGCACGGGGCGGGCACGUUCGUAGAAAGUGUGAUCUGCACCGCAAAGUUCAAAGUUUGA
Molecule: messenger RNA, 342 nt
Organism: Phytophthora infestans T30-4
Lineage: Eukaryota; Oomycota; Peronosporomycetes; Peronosporales; Peronosporaceae
Exons: 2
Coding region: 1-342 (113 amino acids)
Source: RefSeq, a predicted model, not a curated record